Coregonus clupeaformis (lake whitefish) is the source of this 2508-nucleotide messenger RNA. Its product is annotated as protocadherin alpha-3-like. Gene Ontology annotation, molecular function: calcium ion binding. The transcript is spliced from 2 exons. Gene Ontology annotation, cellular component: plasma membrane. The record is from RefSeq and is a predicted model, not a curated record. Gene Ontology annotation, biological process: homophilic cell-cell adhesion. Bases 124 to 2508 code for a protein of 794 amino acids. Lineage: Eukaryota; Metazoa; Chordata; Actinopteri; Salmoniformes; Salmonidae.
UGGUGGUGAGACGGAGAGGGCUGGGCUGGAGGCUAGUACAGGAUCUCUCUUACAGAUUUUGUAGGAUUUAUGGAUAUUUGAAUAUAUUCUACUGGAAUAAUUAGUUGUUUUGUACAAGCAGCGAUGGGUCGUCGAAGACAAAGAGAAAGCGUUUGGAUUCAGUGCGUCUCGUUGCUUUGUUUAUUUGACUGGUCUGCAGCGCAGAUCUCUUACUCCGUUUCAGAGGAGGUGGACAAAGGCACGUUUGUUGGGAAUCUCGCUAAGGAUUUAAACCUUAAUGUUCAGGAACUUGAGUCUAGGGGUUUAAGGAUUGUAUCAGGACAGAGUAAGAGAUAUUUUGAGGCGAAUUUGAAAACGGGGAUUCUAUUCGUUAAUGAGAGGAUAGACAGAGAGGAGCUUUGUCCGAAUAAGGUAAAGUGCUCUUUAAAUAUACAGGCCAUAUUGAGCCACCCCAUGCUUCUCCACCGCAUUGAGGUGAAUAUUAUUGAUAUCAACGACAAUGCGCCGUCUUUUCUUGAAAAAAUACAUCGUUUGAAUGUUACUGAAUUAGCUUCUCCUGGUGAGAGAUACCUGCUACCAAUAGCGAAUGACGCAGAUACGGGCAGUAACUCGGUAAACAGCUACAAGCUGAGCCCGAAUGAACACUUCUCCCUGGAUGUACAGAGCGGUGGAGAGCAGAGUGUGUCUGCUGAGUUAGUGCUGCAGAAAGCUUUAGACCGAGAGAAACAGCCCGUUAUCCAGCUCACACUGACCGCUAUAGAUGGAGGAAAACCUCCUAGAUCCGGAACUUCACAGAUCAUUGUUCACGUAAUAGAUGUCAAUGAUAAUUCUCCAAUUUUUUCCCGGACGCUUUACAAAGUACAUGUCCAUGAAAAUGCACUUUUUGGGACAGCUAUACUAACUCUCAAUGCAACAGAUUUAGACGAGGGCGUAAAUAGUAAAAUAGUGUACUCUUUCUUAAAACGGGGUAAUUUGGACCCAUCCAUUAUGUUUAGCAUCAAUUCAGACACGGGUGAAAUUACAAUCAAAGGGAAUUUGGAUUAUGAAGAAAGUCCUGCAUACGAAAUUCGAGUUCAAGCGACCGAUCAAGGGCAUUCUCGUCGUAGUGCACACGGUAAAGUGUUAGUUGAAGUUAUUGAUGUCAAUGACAAUACUCCAGAAAUCUCAGUAACGUCACUCAUGAGUCCAUUGAAAGAGGAUGCUGAGAUAGGGACAGUGGUCGCCUUAGUGACAGUGACAGAUAAAGAUGGUAGUAACAAUGGCAUCACCAACUGUAAACUUACUAGGUCUGUUCCUUUUAAACUAAAAUCGAAUUAUAAAAACGAUUAUUCUUUAGUGGUUGAUGGGCCUCUUGACAGAGAGAGUGCUUCUCAGUAUAAUGUCACCAUCACAGCUACGGAUGAAGGGACCCCACCUCUCUCCAGCACCAGCGUUAUUACUGUACACGUUUCUGAUGUGAAUGACAACGCUCCUCGCUUCCCAGAACCCGUGAUUAAUGUUUAUGUGAAGGAGAACAGCCCAGUAGGAGACAUUAUUUAUACGAUUUCUGCUUUUGAUCCAGAUUCAGAAGAAAACGCAAAGAUUAGGUAUACAUUAUUAGAUAAAAGUGUUUCAAUAUCAUCAUCUGUAAAUAUAAACUCGGAUACCGGAGAUAUAGUCAGCCUGCAGUCUUUUAACUAUGAGGAGAUCAAAACUUUCCAGUUUCAAGUUAAGGCCACAGACUCUGGUGUUCCUCCUCUCAGCAGCAACGUGACUGUGAACGUUUUUAUCCUGGAUGAGAAUGACAACAGUCCUGGGAUUCUCGCGCCCUAUUCUGAACACGGCUCAGUUAACACUGAGAACAUUCCCUAUUCUGCUGAAGCGGGCUACUUUGUGGCCAAGAUCAGGGCUGUAGACGCCGACUCUGGCUACAAUGCGCUGCUUUCUUAUCACAUCUCUGAGCCCAAGGGAACCAACCUCUUCCGAAUUGGAACCAGCACCGGGGAACUAAGGACCAAGAGGCGAAUGAGUGACAAUGACCUGAAAACUCACCCGUUGGUCGUGUUGGUUUCUGAUAACGGAGAACCCUCACUGUCAGCGACUGUGUCUAUUGACGUAGUGGUGGUUGAAAGUACAGGUGAAAUCCAGACUCAAUUCAGAAAUGUGCCGAGAAAGGAGGAAAGCUUCUCUGAUUUAAACCUGUAUUUGCUGAUCGCCAUUGCCUCGGUAUCAGUGAUAUUUUUACUGAGCCUCAUCAGUUUAAUAGCUGUAAAAUGCCACAGGACAGACGACAGUUUCAGAAGGUACAGCGCCCCAAUGAUCACCACACACCCUGACGGGAGCUGGUCCUACUCUAAAUCUACUCAGCAGUAUGACGUGUGUUUCAGCUCAGACACACUGAAGAGUGACGUAGUGGUUUUCCCCGCUCCAUAUCCACCUGCAGAUGCAGAAUUGAUCAGUAUUAACGGAAAUGACACCUUUAGCAGGACUCAAACAUUACCCAACAAAGAGAAGAACAUGAGGAUGUGA